GCCUACCUGGGUUUUCUCCCUUGGUGAUUAUAACCAAGGAUAAUCUUUUUUAAAAUGGCGUCUUUAUCAAUUUGUACUUUACUGACAUCGUUCUUCCUGUUUGUUAAAGGUGAUUUUGUACUUCAAAGCGAACGCCAAUGUGGAACUUAUUUAAAUCCUGUUGAAGAGCGAGUUCUUGAUGUUGAUGAAUUAGAUGUUUUUUCACAUAGUGGCAAUCAAUAUUAUGCAUCAAAAAUGGAUUGCAUUCUCACAAUUAUUGGCAAAACAUAUUAUCAAUGGGAAGUCACUGUUACUCAGCUAAACAUUGACAAAUACAAGGAUAGCUGUAGAGAACAACGUGCACCAUGCUGCAAUGAUUACUUGAAAAUUUUUAACAGUUAUAGGGUGGAUAAUGCAAGAUUGUUUCCUUCUGUUCCAUGGAGAGGUUUGUGUGGUACUGACCUUCCAAAGCAGUCAACUUUUACAUCAACACAGAAUUACAUUACAAUUCAGUUUAAUGCAAAUCCUGUUGAAGAUUUUAUGACUGGCUUUGUUAUACAUUUAAGGCAGUAUCCUAGAAGAAAUUCAGGAAGUGAAUUUUCACAGACAGGAUAUAUUGGAGGUUGGAAUGAUGGGAGUUUAACUGAACUACAGAUAGAUUGGUCUGAUCAGGAACUAAUACCUGGAGAUUACCAGCCAGGACAGGACCCUACCUUUGAGUAUGAUCCUAAUGGCAUACCCUGUUAUGAAUGUAUUGGAUGCAAACGAGACUACUUCAGAACAACAGAUAUUGGUAUUGCUGUUAGAGCUGGUUGCUAUGUUUGUACCAAGGAGUGGCUCCAAGGUAAUGCUCAAGCAACAAGACAGUGUCUCUCUAAAGUGGGCUACCGGGAAAAACUACGUACACUGAUAGACACAUCAGGAAGUGGCUCAGUUGCAGACUACAGGGGCUGCAAAACAUUCCUUAGAGGAGUUCAGGGCACUACUUAUAUAAGUGUUUGUAUAUGUGAUACAGGUCAUUGUAACAAAGGAGUUGGACUACACAACAGCUGGAUGUUUGUUGCAUGUCACUCUUUGUUAUUGCUGUUAUGUUUUAUCCUUUAAGUACCUAAGAUUAAAAAUAACAUCCUUAUUGUACAAACUGUUGGUUUACUAUAAUGUAAAUAUUUACACACACACACUACUUUAUCAGACGUAUAUACCCAUGUAGGCCUACCCAUCUAUAUAUUAUAUAUUGAUAUCUCUUUAUAUGUAUAUAAUAUAUAAGCUGCUAGGUAGUGUGUCAUAGAAAACAAAAAAAUGUCACGUUGUUGUACUUGUAUGCAAUUCAUUGUUAAUUCUAUUUUGUGCUGACUUAAUUUUUUUUUUGGUCGUCGGCAGUUUCAAUCUUCUCAAAAUAUUCUAUACAUUAACACAGUUAUCAUUUUUUCAACUGCGUAAUGUCUUAUAAUAUUCUCUCUUAGACUGGUGGAGCAAAAGUGAUAAAUAUUAAUAAUGGUAGAGUGAAUAGUUAAUAAUUAAUUUUUAUGGUUCUUUGAGGUAAUUUUAAAGGGAAAUAACUAAUAAUAACUUUGCAAUCAAAGUUUAAAUUAUUUCCAUUUAGUGUCUUUUGGUUCUAAGAGCCAUGGUUUUUUAAGAUUAAAGAUUUAAUAAAAUGAUUAUUAUUUUCCAAUAAGUCGUUUCAGAGAUUUAUGGUAACUAAUUGUAUUAUCCUAUAGAUCAAUACGUAUUUGUUUUUACCAAUUCUUGCCGAUUUAGCUGGUGUGCAUUAAGUUACAGGAAAAAAGUCACACGAAUAAAAGUCACAAAUUAGUAUUUGCAUGGAAUUUGUUAAUACUUUUAUCUAUUAUAAAAAAAACUUACAAUUAAUUAAAUGUAAUGUAACCAUUUUAAAUAUAAAUGUGUGCGUUGUAUACAUAUAGUAAUAUUUAUAACACAUAAAAAAAUUUUUAGAGUAAAUUUUUUUGGCUUUAAUUGUAAUCCUGUUUUACAUAUAAUAUUUAAUAGAAUUUAAUAUAAUGCUCGAACCUUCUUGGUUUCAAUCGUGUUUGUUAAAUGCUAACUUUAAAUUAGCGUGAAAUGGCAUAAAGAGAUAGUUAAUGUGACUUGCUGCCCCAACUCAUCGCAACAAUAGUUCAACCACCUUUAUCACGCUCACAACAAAUCAUUGGAUCAAACCAGAAAGCUGACACGGUACUAAGACUGUGAUUGACGCAAAACGUAAACAACACAAUAUGGACGGACAAAGCCGACUUAGGAGAGGCCGACCAAGAUAAGGCGUACAGAAAAAACAUGCAAGCACAAUGAUGAGCCUAAAUUUCUUUUUGGCGUAUUUGAGGUUGCUACGUACAUUAUCUUAGAGUAUUUUAACUUAUUAUUGUUUUAAACCAUAAUGUUUUUAAAGUUUACAAAUAUGCUACCAAAAAAUUACCAUGCAUAUUAAUAAACACCCAAAAUUUUACAAAUAUCAACAACUAGAUCAAAAUAUUUCUUAGAAUUAUUUUGUGACCUUUUUCAGUGACUUUUUCUGAUAAAACUUUUCGUUGUGACUUUUUUUUCUCUGACUUUUUUCCUAGCAAAAACUGACUUUUUUCUGUUUUUUUUUCCUGUGCCUUUUUUUCUGUUCACCAUAUAAAUGAUAUGACUCUGAUGCUCAUUAUAUUUGUGUAACGAAACUUGUUUUUGAGAAAUGGCAGGUGAAGUGUAAGAAAUUUUAGAAUGAUUUAAAAGUGCACUGAACUGGUUGCUGUUUUGAGCAUAGCUUUAUGCAAUGCUCUUUAAUUUUUCUCUAAACAAUCAACUAACACAUCCGCGUUAACAUUUAAAUUUAAACAUUGCUAGAGCAAAGCCUAUUCCAUAAUGACCAGUAUAUAUAUAUACACACACACACACACAUACUUGCAUAUACAUGUACACACCCUCAUAUAUAAAUAUGCCUAUAUAUAUGUACCAGUCGUAAAUGUUAACUAUACAUUUAAAUAUUUUCAUUAAUAUUAACUUUCUCAUAUAUAUAGAGUAAAGAGGACUAAUCUCGUUUUACACAUCCCUGAGUUAAAAAAUUUAAGUUUUGCAAUUUUUUCUGUCUGAUAACUUGAGUACCUGUUCAGUUAUGUUGAUGAAAUUUCAUAUCUGAAUAUUAUAUACAAUUUGUAGUUCUGUAUCAACUUUAAAUGAAUUUUCAGUAACCGGAAAGCCAAUAACUUCAGCACUGUAUAAGUUAGGUGGAUGAAACUUUAAAUAUAAGCUUUAUGUGCAAUAGUUUUUUCAGGCUUAAAUCAAGUUUUGAAUGAUUUUUGAUAACGUAUAUGAUAUUUCACUGCAUUUUCUUGGGAACACUGAAACUAAAGUACUGGUUCAGUUAGAAAGGCAAAAUUUCAUUUAAAAGUAUAAAAAUCUUAUACUUGUAUAUAUAUUUAAGUAUUAUAUCAAAUUUUUAGUUCUGUAUCAACUUUUAUCACCAGAAAGCCAAUAACUAUAGCACUGUUUAAGUAGAUGAAAUUUAACGUAAGUAUUACAUUGAAUGCGCAGGUUACUGUUGACUUUUGAACAAUUUCCGUUAUCAGGAAAUGGUACUUUAUUUCCACGUGAACAUGAUAUCUUGAGUACUAUUUCAGUGUUUUAGAUGAAAUUUCAUAACUAAGUAUAACAUCUUAUACUUGGAUUCGUUGCAAUUUGAAUGCCCUAUGAUAACCGGAAGUGAUGCUUUACUCAAUUUCUUGUUUCUAAAAUAGCAAUAAUUUGAGCACUGAUUCAGUUAGGUAGACCAAAUUUAAUACAUGGGUACAAGACCUUAUUCUUUUGAUACUUUCAAAUUUUAAGUGAUUUCUGGUGACUGAAAGUACAAAAAGUCAUUUCCGAUUUCUCAAAAAGGUAACCAAUUUUUCCUUUGUAUAGUAUUAAUGCUCCACUCUAUUGGCUUUCAUUCACUUUGUGUACAAUUCUUUUUUCUACACAAUUUUAUUCUCUUUAAAAUAAAGCGGGAGUAAUCUCCCAAAUAUUCAUAUAUAACACUAAGGGGGAUGGCAGCUCCAGUACAUUUGGGCUAUAGAUAUGGUUUAAUCAAUGGUUUUUGGAGAAAUCAAAAAUAGUUUAGAGUACUACUUCCGGUCACUAGAAAUCACUCAAACUUUGACAGAACUCAGAGAAUAAGAUCUUUUACUCAUAUAUGAAAUUUUUUCUACCUAACUUACACAGUAAUCUAGUUCUAGGCUUUUAAGAAACUGAAAAAAGGAUAUAAGUAUAAGUGCCACUUCCGGUUAUCCAAAAAACUAUUUUAAAAAAAAAAACAUUCAUAUUUUACUGGAAAUGCUGUUCCCCUUACUGUAAUAUAAGAAUAUACGGGAAAGUUUAAGUAUAUAAGUGUAUUUAAGUGUAUAAGCACACACACAUACAUACACAGAUACACACACAUGUGUAUAAAUAUGUAUAUAUAUAUAUAUAUAUAUAUUUCUUUCUUCUUAUUAAACACUGGGUUCUACAUCUUAAAUAUGUUCCUAAAUAGCCAUCCAUAAACAGAAACGCAGAUAUAUCUUCUCCAAUAUGGUGAUUCAAUUUUGGACACAUAUUAAAAAUUGUUUUGAUAGCGUGAAGUUGUAUAGAAUUUAGUAAAUGUAUCUCAGUUUGUUACAAUAUGUUACCAAAACUUAAUAAUGCUUAUUCCUAAUAAAUGUAUUUCAUUCUAUAAUUUUCAAAGCAGCAAUAGUAGUUAUUAUUGUUAAUUUACUUAAGUAUAAACAAUGUAGAUAAGUAAUAAUAUAGAGCUUAUUUUUAUGUGGAUUAGUAAGCCUGUAUAAAAAAAAUGUAUUUAUAGAUUUAUAUUGUUUACUUGAGCUGAGCUUUAGGAAAUUAUCAAUUAAAAAAAAAACAGUUGAAUAAUAUUUUUCAUAUUAGAAUUGGUAAAUGUAAUUGUCAUUGGAUCCCUAAACUUUAAUCAGAUAGCAUAGAGAAAAAAAAUUCAGAUUUUAUUUUUGCCAAUAAUCAAUAAAUCAAAUUGUUUACCAUGUUUUAGAUUCAUAGCUCCAAAAAAAAAAGUUUAUAAAAACUGUUUGAUUUGUAUACUUGCAUAUUAUUUCAUUUGAAGUUACAUUACUAAACCAUAGGCACGUAAGUUAAAAAAGUUUUUUUAGAUGUUAAAAAUAUCAGGUUUUAUUUGAUUGCGUUCCAAGACAAAAAAUAAAAACAAUUUUACUAGUUAGGCUAAUUGUGCUACUAUAGUUCAUUAUCAUUUUGUUCAAUCUUAGCUGCUAGAAUUAUUUGUUUCAAAUUUUUUUUGCAUCAAUAGCUUGUUCUUUAUUUUUGGACUUUGAUGGCUGUGAUCAGUCUAUUUUACUUUAGUAGAUUCAGAAAGCAUUCUUUAGGCAUUGAUUUGAUACUUAAGUUAAAAGCCCUUUGGUUAACAUUAUGUACAAAUUUUCAUAAAGUAAUUUGACUGAUUUGAAUAUUAAGGGCUGUAACUGCGUUUUCAUACCUGGCAAUAUUGACAUUAAAUUUGUAUUUCCCUUAAUUGUAUUUUUUAAAUAUAUUUGAAUAGAUUCAGUGUGUGCUGAACAUUAUAUAAUAUUGUGUCCACCGACAGAUCUUUUUGUUCAAUGUAAAAUGUGAAAGUUUGUAUGAAAAGUGGUCAUUGUUAUAAAGAUUAGACUUAUUUGUAGUCUACUCCAAAUAUUUGUGAACUGAUUUGUUGAAACUCUAACAGAGGUUUGCAUUCUGUUUUAAAAUUUCAUAGUACAUAUUUGAACAUUCCAGCUUUGAAAGAUUAUUUUUGUAUAUUUUAAUAUUCAGGUACUUUUUAUAAAAUAAAGUUUUUUUUACAAUU
This is a messenger RNA of Physella acuta, 5794 nucleotides long. RefSeq lists its product as uncharacterized. NCBI's taxonomy places the organism in Eukaryota, Metazoa, Mollusca, Gastropoda, Physidae. The record is from RefSeq and is a predicted model, not a curated record.